UAUUACAUAAAUUUCAAAUUAAUUCAAACGAUUCCUUCUCAGUAGUAAACCACACUGUUUCCGUGUCGCCAACGAUUAGGUGAUAAAUAAGUGGUUUGAUCUUCCAACGCUAUAAGUCCAUCACCUGUGCGUGGAGACCACACGACAUCAAAGCAAAACCAGAAUAUGUGAGCCUCAUCGGACACGCAUCCUCAUCAAAGCUAAACAUUCUUUCGAAACCAAUCUAGUCAAGACGAAUAAAAAAUCAAAACCAAAACGUCUGACGGAUAUGCCUCCCAGUCGGAGCUUGCUUUCCAAAUAGUCAGCAUCAAACGCGGGCGGAAUAGAGAAUGGAAGAGCAACCGCCAAAUCUAGUCGCACAGAAGAAAAUUUAAUCUCGUGAAGUGAAUUUGGCUGAUCAACAACCAACCAACCAACCCUUUGCUGGCGCUCGUUGUUCACAAUCAGUUCCCACGCGAAAGUUACUCGAAAUCAAAGAAGAGCACAGGCAGCAGUAAUCGUGCCGGUUACGUCGAAAAAUGGAAAAGCUGCAACUGUGUCGAGCAAACAGAAGUGAAAACUCUAUCCUGUGAAGAAAGAAAAAAAUACGGAGGAAAUCUCAAUCCGGAAAAGGCAGCAUAACAUACAUAAAAGUGAGCUUCCUCAAGCGGCACUGCGGGAACACUUGUUACAAGUAAAGCUGCCAGUGCGCGGUGUGAAAGCUGCCCGAAACCAACCAAAGGAAGAUAGAGCAUAGAGAAGAUAUCAAAAUUAGAUUUAGGGAAUUUUAAGUGCUUUAUUGUAUAAAGAUUUGCGGCGCGAUUCUGGCUUCCCUGGGGUUUCCGUUUUCUUUCUUCGCCCGUCCCACUCUAGGCGGGAUUUGUAAGCCCUGCAUCCGCAUCCGCACCGAGUGCUGAUCUGCCGGUAAAGUGUGAAAAGUGAAGAUUGUAGAUUUGGAGCAUUACCGCGAGUGCAAGUGUGAAAAGCUACGCGUAUUGUUGGAGAAAACCCCACCAGACUUUUCGGCUGUCAGACGAGCAAAGUCAGCAAAGACGGCACAAUGCGGCGAGGAUAUGUUAGUUUAGUGGCAUGUGUAGUAUUUAGUAUAUCGCUACUAUCCACAGUGCACAAAGCUAAUGCAUUUAGUGCAUGGCAGGCACUCAUGCUCAACCCGGACGUUCUCCAGAUGCUGAUGAACGGUGGUUUUGACACGCGACAGCCGGCGCGUAUAUUCCUUCCUCCCAAGUUCUACUCCUCGAUCCUGUACGACAAUGGCCACCGCAGCCCGGAAGAAAUUUUCCGCACCAAUCUGGAGCUCAUGAUGGAAGCCGUUUACGAUGACAGUCUCCUGCUCAAGCAAAGCCCAUCAACGGCAUCAUUAUCACAAGCCGAGCUGACAGCUGGAACGGCACCAUCAGGCGAAACGUUCAAUCGACCCAACUCAAUUUCGUAUUCUGAUGGUGCCACAGGAAAUCGCAAUAAAGGAAGCGGAGCAUUGGAGAAAAAUACUGUAACAAAUUUCAAAUUGUCCUCGGCAUCAACUCCGGAGAAGACGGUGUCUUUGCCAUACAUUGUGGAUCACACUAGAGGCGGCGUGCCACAAAUUGCCAGUGGGAACCCUGCCGGAGAGAAAAGACAGAGCUUCGACAGUAGUAGGGAUCGCGUUCGAGUAGCUGGUGUAGGGUACAAUCUUCGCCAAGCACUUCCCGGUGAACCAGAUGUUGACUAUCCGAUUCUGGGGCACAUUCCGGAUACCAGUUUUAAAUGUUUGGGACGACGUGAUGGAUACUAUGCAGACGUGGAAGCUCGAUGCCAAGUGUUCCGAGUUUGCGCCAAUACAGACGACUCCGGAUCAGGCUUUGCCUUCCUCUGUCCAAACGGCACGCUGUUCAAUCAGAAGUUCUUUGUUUGCGAUUGGUACAUGAACGUUCGCUGCGAGGAAAGUGAAAAUUAUUACGGCAAAAACGAGGAGCUGGGAAAAACCACUGCAGACUUUGGAAAAAUGAUGGGAGCUGUGAUGUCGAUGGUUGGCUUCCCAAUGAUGUCCUCGGUGAUGACGGGCGUUGCUGGUGCUGAUGGGGCACUCAACUAUGGCAAACCAAGCUCACUUAACGAUGAUAUUCUGUCAAACGAGAAAAACGGUUACGGCUUUAAUACGGUCGAUUUUGCCGGAGAAAAUCUAUCCCCUUUCAACCAGGAUGACAACAGGAAAAAGUUUAUUCCAUCAAAUGAAGGAGCGACGGGUGGUGGCGCUUUCCAAUCAAAAUUCAAUAAGGGGAGUAGUUACCAGUCUCACACGAGCAAGGACGUGACACAUCCAUCGCAUCAAGUGUACGUCUCCAGUUUGGGAACUCUAUCAACCGACCCACAGUCAGGGUUCGACCCAGUGAAAUCAACUUUCCUUGCACCUCACGUUGGAGUGGAACUGCUACCACCGAGAUUGACGAGUGGUUGGGAAGCACCAUUCAACGCCCAGAAGCAGCUGUAUAACGAAGCGGCCAUUUCCGCACCACCGAUGCCAAAGGCAGAAUUCGAGCUGCUGAUGGGACAGCUGUUGAAAACGUGGACCGAUAUGGGUUAUGCCAAAACUUCCUCGUUUGGGCCCCAACCACCGAAAGCCAUUCUACCACCGUCGGGCGUUCUGCCACCAUCACCGGUUCCGUUCGGCACGAAUCGACUGCAGCUCGUCGCUGGAAAGCCUCAAGUAGCUCAAACUUCAGGCACACGUAGGCCCCAUCCUGCCGCGGUUCAGAACGUGAUUCGAGUGAACAAAGUAUUUGUCGCGCCGCAAAGUUAUCGCCCAUCAAGUUAUGUUACUUUCUCGCAAGCAUUCAUUCCGCAAUCUGUGGUCCAGAGGCUCCCCGUGGGAAGUCGUCCCAUCGUAAAUCCAUCAACAGUUCAGAUUUCGCGGCGACAAGGCGUUCCAGUUCAAAGAAUUUUGCGACCAGCACCGUCGUCAGCAUCAGCUGUAAGGAGCGAAAUCGGAUACGACAUAGAAGUUGUUCCCUCUAAUGGGUAUUAUCUGAAUAACGAGCAGGAGAGAAACUCAUAUUUUGAUGCGCUGAACAAACAAGCUAAAUCGACAAACGGUUUCAAUUACUUCGGUGGCGUGUCGUCCUACAAUGUUCCGAUCAGUAGUAUAGGGCCAGAAUAUAAUAGACGUCGUUAGGAGAAUUAGGUUUGAGCUAUAAUCGUUUAGUUUUGUACACACUCUAGUAGCUAUUAGGUUUAGGGUUUUGUAGUUGGUAUCUAACAGAUCCGAAAGUAGUUCCAUUUGUGAAUAAUUUGUUUGUAGCAAAUUUCAAAUAAAUACUGU
Messenger RNA from Aedes albopictus (Asian tiger mosquito), 3295 nucleotides. RefSeq lists its product as uncharacterized. Gene Ontology annotation, cellular component: extracellular region. The coding region runs from base 1040 to 3148 and encodes 702 amino acids. The record is from RefSeq and is a predicted model, not a curated record. Gene Ontology annotation, molecular function: chitin binding. NCBI's taxonomy places the organism in Eukaryota, Metazoa, Arthropoda, Insecta, Diptera, Culicidae. The transcript has 5 exons.